Anoplophora glabripennis (Asian longhorned beetle) is the source of this 5034-nucleotide messenger RNA. RefSeq lists its product as uncharacterized. The coding region runs from base 233 to 2065 and encodes 610 amino acids. Gene Ontology annotation, biological process: regulation of transcription by RNA polymerase II. NCBI's taxonomy places the organism in Eukaryota, Metazoa, Arthropoda, Insecta, Coleoptera, Cerambycidae. Gene Ontology annotation, cellular component: nucleus. The transcript has 4 exons. Gene Ontology annotation, molecular function: RNA polymerase II transcription regulatory region sequence-specific DNA binding; DNA-binding transcription factor activity, RNA polymerase II-specific. The record is from RefSeq and is a predicted model, not a curated record.
UUCAUCAUAAAUGAUCCGUAGAUUUUUUUAGUAUGACAGAAACAUAAUAAGUGUGUUUUUUCUGUGAUUCGAUAAUUCACAAAGGGUUACUUUUUGUUUUAUAGUUUCGCUAAUUACUGUCGGUUUCAGUGUUAUUUUAACUAAGUGUGACGUCAUGUGAUUGCGUUUUCAUGGAGUACUGUGUUAAAAGGAUUCCACGUAUGUCCUACAAUUUACCGUUUUAAGCAAUAACAUGAGUUUCCUAUCAGUUCAAAACACAUACCUAAAAUCCCACAACAAUAACCCCUUCCUCCUAUCAGAAACACCUUCGAGGAACACGUUUCUUAACGAUAGCAGGCAGACAGCCAUCACAGAAAACAACAACCAGAUAAGCGCCAAUGGGCAGGAGAAGUCUCUGCAAGAGGUCUGGUCCAAGCAUAAAUUUGAGAUGGACAAAGUGAAAGUUGAGCCUAUGGUGAAUUUUAACAACGUUAAGAUGACCUGGGCCGAAGAAAAACCUUUGGAGGAAAUCCACGAGGAUGUGGAAAGCAAACCGAGUGGGAUUGUGGAGCAAAUGCCGAAAAACGAACAGGUUGAAGUGCAGUUGGACAAGGAAGAGUCUCCUUCGCAUCAUGCUAGAAGGCCUCCAAACGCUUUCCUGAUAUUCUGUAAGAAGCAUCGGCCCAUUGUUAGGGAGAGGUACCCCAAUUUGGAGAAUAGAGGUGUUACCAAAAUACUUGGAGAAUGGUGGGCUUUGCUGCACAACGACGAAAAGUUACCUUAUAACGACUUAGCUAAAGAGUAUAAAGAUGCCUUUCUUUCCGCAAACCCCAACUUCAGAUGGUAUAAACUACCGGCACCGCCACUACGUACCUUAAUUCCCCGACCAACGACAGCCACAAAAGUAGCACCACCCUUAUCUAGUCCCUCCAACAACCACCUAUCUGAAUUCACGCCGGGAAAGCUGGCUGACGAGUCUCAGCUCGGCGGGCUGACUUCUCUUAUGAACAAUAAUUUUAACACUAUACCAAAGACGGAAUGUUGUACAACAGAGUCCACCUUGGACAACAAUAACCACAAAAUGAAUGACAGCUUAGACACCAGCUACCAUAAGACAGAUGAAGCCACUGACAUGUACAAAACAAGCGACAAUUUGGAUAGGUACCACAGCACCUUUGUAACGCCUGUCAGUAACAUACAGUCAAAUACUCCUCCCAAGCCGAUAAAGAAAAGGUUCUUCGAUUACUAUUCGCAGAAUAAGGGUUGCUCGAGGAAUAUUUUACCUGAGACUAGGGAAGAGGCUGAUGAUGUCUUAGGAGACCAAAGUGAACCCAGUAACAUGACAAAGCAGGACUUGGUGAAUAAGGUCGUUGAUGGAAUGUUUGCCAAACAAUGUGAACAAUCUGAUGACCUUCUGGACAAGAAUGGCUUGAAGGAGGUGAGAAAAUCCGAGAGGAUGUGUAAGGGCAAAAGGUACGAAAUAUUCAUGGUGGAGGGAAGGCUGUUGGGCAACAAGCGCGACAACAAACUGAUGCAGCAGAAGCAGAUCAAAAUCGAGAGCAAAAUCGAAACCGAAUUGAACUCUCUCAAUAACAAUAUUAAACCGGAAACACCAAAGUUAGACUUAGGUAAUACUAUUAAGCGCCUAGCGGAACGUACUAACGUAAAACUAGAUUUCGAGAAUCAAACUGACGAUAACGAUGACACAACAAAUCAAAGAGCACGUAGCAUAUCGGAAACCUCAGAGGGCAGCAAUAAGAGCUCCCCACCUAAUUUUAACUUAGACUUAAGGAUUUCAAAUCUUCCAUGCCUGAGUUACGACGAGUUCCUCCAGAGGAAACGCGAAAGCAAAAAACGUAAGAUACGCAUUAAGACUGACGGGGAUUCCAAACACAAGGUGCAGAAAUUGGAUAACCGAACCGAGACUCAGCCGGUCGGGUCCAAAAAGAGAAAGAACAAGCAGAGCAUCACUCACCUGGGUAAAAAAGAGAACGAGGUGGGCUUAAGUAGUGACCUUUUGGGUUUGGCGACUCUCGCCGAGGUCGCCGCCAAUACCGAAAAGAUCAACGAACAAAUCUCAGAGUAAUAGUAUUACACGUAUUUUUAAGGUGUUUGUUAACUUAAUAUCAUGAUUAUAGUUGAUAGAGUACGUCUCUUCACUUUAACAAAACUGAUAUUCUAAAGUAAACUUCUGGACAAAAUUAUCGCACCUCUAAAAAUUGGCUCCAGUGUUAAAUUGGCUCUUUAAUUCAUCUGUGUAUCUUCCUUAGUAACAGAGAUGGGAGAUCGCCCCAAAAUGAGUAUUUUAGUGACACGAUCUCCGGUUCCUAAAAUUACAUCCAGUCACUUGAUCUGAAACAACAAAAAACAUUCACAAAAUGGUGGCUGAUUGAACUUUACAUUAAUUUUUAAACCUUAAUUUCGAAAAUAUUGUGUCAAAUUUUGGAAGCAAUUAAUCGAGACGUUUUUCGAAUAUUUUGGUUACUGUCUAACUGUCUGAUUAGUAUGUUUCGAGUAUGUUUUGAAAUUUGUCGAAGAAUUAACACGUUUGGGAACCUGGUCGUUUGUCAACUUCAUGAUAAAUCACCCAUAACUUUUACAGUUCAGGAAUAUCAAGAUAACAUUUACACCAUACUCUUCAUAUUCCAUACUUUAAAAUUUUUGUUUGGAAAAAUUGAUUUUUGUAAAAAAUUUAACAGUUGCAUUUGCCUUGAAAAUCAUCAUUAGUUUUUUUUCUUAUCUUUAAUAAUUUCUGAGAUUCCAUUGAAUUUGAUUCAUUCUCAAUGCUGUGAUAUAAUCAGUUUAGUGUACAAAUAUUUACAAAAAUUAUAUUUCAAAAAUUAGGCACGUGCAAUUAGUUAUCAAAAAAUUGAAUAACUACGAUGUUGGGGCUGAUUUUUAGUGGUUCGGCAAUUUUAAGAGUUCAUAAAUUUUAAAAGGAAACAAUUUUUUUUGGGUAUUGCUUGCUCUUCUGUCUUCCAGACAUACUGUUUACUCCUGUAUAGACGAUCCUGCGACAGAUGGCAUGAAAAGUUUUCUUUCUUUGUUGACCAUUGAUAUAGACACUUACUGAAGUGAGCAUAUACCAGUGGUUACUCCAGUAAACACAGAUCAGUGGUUGCGUCCAACUUUAUUGGAGCAUUGCACAUGCUCUUUUCUCAAGUUUAAAAAGAAGAUUGAAAUUAACUUUUGCUACUAAUUCCAAGUGAGGAUUGUUUUUACUGCACCAGUUAUAGAAAUAUAUUGAGAUUCGAAAAAUCACUAAAAUAUAAGCGAAUAAGAUUUCCAUUUUUAACUUCCCGUUUAAUAAAUGCAUGUAAUAGAUUUCCCUUUGACAGUUUGUCUAAGAAUUCGUUUCUAAGUAAGAUUUCUCCUCUAAGGAUACGGUUUACCAAAAAUUACACAAGGUUCAUCCAAUUUCUGCUGCUGAUACAAGCAAUAACAAAAUCUAUACCUCAAUAGUACAUAAAACUGUUUAGUCGUAAUUAUUAAUCCAUGUUUUUGUCCUGCUGCUCUCGCUUAUUUGAAAAAUUUAUCAGGAUUAUACAAGGUGUUUCCUGAAGACAUGCCAGAAUCUUAUUUGUAAUAUAAUUGCAGUACGAUGGCAAAUUACCCAAAUUAUUUUUUAUUAAUUAAUAAUUAAAUAAUAUUAUUAAAUACAAUACCAAAUUUUCCUUGAAACUCUUUUUUCAUGAGUUUUUUAGGAAAUUAUAUACACUUUGUUGGUACCAUAUUUUUAGCAGGUAAUCAGAAAAUACCUUGUGUUGCGUUAUGUUACCAGAAUAAUUUGGUACUCGUUUUUGUUCUAAUAAGAUCGUUUGUUGUUACUGCUGAAUGAUUUUAUAGUAGGGAUGUGAAAUUUUAGGAUCAGAAAUACAAGCUCUGUAUCAGGGAAUUUUGAAAAAAAAUCGAGUAUUGCCGAACGUAGCGUCUAACGCUUUGUUUGAAAUCUUUGGAUUUUGCAUCACUAUGUCAUAUCAGAAUUUUUAAACAUCAAUCAAGAAUGUAAUUAAAUAUUUUUAUGAUGGUUAAUAUUUCUUUUGUUGUAAUUUAUAGUAGAUUAGAGGUAAUUGUUUUUUUUUUUGUAUUUUAUGUCGUUACGUUUUUGUUAUGUUAACCUUCUAAUCAUAAGUAUACCAAAUCAUAUUAAUAUUUAUAUAUAGUCAUAUUUUUAUAUAUUUAAUAUUUUAAGGGUUUGUUUUUCCUGUUAUAUGCAAUAAUUUUUAGCGUAAUGAGAUUUGAAAUUAUUUGUCGAUCUGAUACCGAUCUAGUUAUCAGGAUAACGGUUAUUAUGGAAAUUUGUUUAAUUUCACUCUUUUUGCAAGUAUGAACUGUGGUGAAGAAAUUUACACAUGCGGAAUUGAAUUCCGAUAGUGAAAAUCCAAUUUUAUUUUACCAUUUACAUUGUUUAGCAUAAAAAUGUAUCAUGUUUAUAAUCUCGGUUGUUUUAAAACACUAUCGUUUGUAAUUGCCGACAGAAAGACAAUUGCUUAUUGCAGGUUUUACGGACACAUCACAGGUUGUACGUAAGUUUAUGGUCUCCAGUGAAAUUGGUUAAAAGUUAUACAUUUUACUUCCAUUUCUGUAGUAAAAGUAAAGGAAGAUUUUUGUGUUAUAUCCGCAGAAAUAUUUCGAUAUUGUAAGAUAUAUGAAUGAUCGCAAUUACUGUUGUAAAUGUGCACUUGAGGAUAUUCAUGAAUGUUUGUGCAUGAAGAAAACUGCGUAAAUAGUCUCGUUGAUAAUUUAAAAGAAAAACUUUUUCUGAAUUUCCAAAAUUUUUCGUUACCCAAGCGAUAUGCCUUACUUUAAUAACUACUUUUUAGGUAUUGCUUUUAUAAACAUUGAAAAAUAAUAAGCACCUCGAAUUUUUGAAAUAAAUGGGUAAUAUGCAACAUUUUCAUGAGAACAUUCGAGAAUAAUGAAAACUUUUAUCGUGUUUUUUAUAAUUUUGCAACAAUUAUAUCAUGUAAGUACAUUUUGCAGGUGCUUCACAUUUAUUUUAGUUGGACGCAACUUUUUGUUUUGGCAAGCUGAAUUUAUCACUAGAUGCUAAAU